AAACGACGUAGAGUAUACAGGCUCAUCUCAAUAAGUUAGAAUAUCUUUGAAAAGUUAAUUUAUUUUAGUGUUCAUAUUUUCCAUGGCCGCGAACGCAGCGCAGUUUUCUGUUCAGAUCCAAUCACAAUGAGCGCUGCGCCAGAUGAUUGGUGACGUCAGCAGGGCCAGCGUUUAUUUUGGCUCUGCUAGUCUUUCGUCUCCGCGUCGCCGCCAUUAAAUGACACUGGGGCAAUGUAAACCUCCGAGAGUCGAGGCAUUCACAGGCCCGGCCAAGAGGGCUGUUUAUUCCGUAUGGUGUUUCAUGUAUCCGUAUAGGUAAAUAUGUGAGAGAAUAAAUUACGUCUUAAUACGUCGGUUCGGGAAAGAUUUGACAGAGCAGGCGGUGGAGGAGGGGGAGGAAGAAGAAGUGGGGGACUGGACAAGUAGUGUUUGCUGUGGUUUUCCAGCACUUGGGAAGGAGCACAACUGCUAAAAGGCUGACCAGGUGAUCCACAAUGACAGACCAGAGGGACAAAUGGGCCUGUGACUACUGCACCUAUGAAAACUGGCCCUCUGCCACAAAGUGCACAAUGUGUCGUGCACAGAGGUCCAGGGCUCCCAUCAUCACAGAGGAACCGUACAAAAGCAGCCCUGAUCGGGACCCCAGUCACGAGUGGGACCUCCCUGCCAGUGAAGGUGGCAGCAGCCUCCUCAUCUGCCCGGACUCCAGCGCCAGGCCCAGGAUAUGCUCGGCCAGCAUGGCUGAGAUAGCAACCAAGUGGUCAUGUCACAUGUGCACAUACUUGAACUGGCCGCGGGCCAUCCGCUGCACGCAGUGUCUAUGUCAACGCCCCAAAAGCUGCAGCCCCACAGAAUCCCCUCACACGUCAAGCUCCAACGUGGGCAGCCGCCCAGUCCUGCACUCCCCUGUGGACCCCUGUGAGGAGUACAAUGACCGCAACAGGCUCAACACCCACCAACAGCACUGGACAUGCUCAUCUUGCACUUACCAGAACGUGCCCAAAAUGCUCAAGUGCGUGGUGUGCGACCACCCCAAGCCAUACCACCACGAGGCCAUCGAGCUGGCGCAGCCCGUCGAUCACUCGCCCGUGAUCAACGAGCAGGACCGGUUGCGGUGGAGGGCUGGUGGUGGUGGUGGCUGCAGUGGAGGCCAGGGCCAGAGGAGGUCGCCUACUUUGGUCAACAGGGAGGACCAUGUCCAAAUGGAUUUCCAAAGGAUUGAACUUGCGGCCGGAGCCAUGAGCGGCAAGGAGGAGCAGGAGAUGGACUUCAAGAAGCUGAAGCAGAUACGGAACAGGAUGAGGAAGAUGGACUGGCUCUUUCUCAGUGCGUGUGCAGGUGUGGUGGAAGGUGACCUGGCGACGGUGGAGGCCUACAAGUCGUCCGGCGGCGACAUCGCGCGGCAGCUCACGGCCGACGAGGUGCAGCUGCUUAACCGCGCGUCGGCUUUCGAUGUGGGCUUCACGCUGGUCCACCUGGCUAUCCGCUUUCAGAGGCAGGACAUGCUUGCCAUCCUCCUCACCGAGGUGAAUCAGCAGGCAGCCAAGUGCAUUCCCUCCAUGGUGUGUCCUGAGCUGACAGAGCAGAUCCGAAGGGAGAUUGCCGCCUCUCUGCAUCAGCGCAAAGGAGACUUUACCUGCUACUUCCUCACCGACCUGGUCACCUUCACGUUACCUGCAGAUAUUGAGGACCUGCCGCCGGCCAUCCAGGAGAAACUGUUCGAUGAGGUUUUGGAUCGAGACGUCCAGAAAGAGCUGGAGGAAGAAUCUCCCGUCAUCAACUGGUCCAUGGAGCUAGGCACACGUCUGGACAGCCGCCUGUACGCCUUGUGGAACCGCACGGCCGGAGACUGUUUGUUGGAUUCGGUUCUGCAAGCCACAUGGGGAAUCUACGACAAGGACUCGGUCCUCCGCAAGACCCUCCACGACAGCUUGCACGACUGCUCGCACUGGUUUUACACUCGCUGGAAGGAGUGGGAGUCGUGGUACUCGCAGAGCUUCGGUCUCCAUUUCUCUCUGAGGGAGGAGCAGUGGCAGGAGGACUGGGCCUUCAUCCUGUCUCUGGCCAGUCAGCCCGGGGCGAGCCUGGAGCAGACCCACAUUUUCGUGCUGGCACAUAUCCUCCGCAGGCCCAUCAUCGUCUACGGCGUGAAAUACUACAAAAGCUUCCGAGGGGAGACAUUAGGCUACACCCGUUUUCAAGGUGUGUACCUGCCACUGCUGUGGGAGCAGAGCUUCUGCUGGAAGAGCCCCAUUGCGCUGGGCUACACCCGUGGCCACUUCUCGGCCCUGGUGGCCAUGGAGAACGACGGCUACGACAAUCGGGGUGCGGGCGCCAACCUCAACACGGACGACGACGUCACCGUCACCUUCCUGCCGCUGGUGGACAGCGAGAGGAAGCUGCUGCACAUCCACUUCCUGUCGGCGCAGGAGAUGGGCACGGAGGAGCAGCAGGAGAGACUGCUGCGUGAGUGGCUGGACUGCUGCGUGACAGACGGUGGGAUGCUGGCCGCCAUGCAGAAGAGCUCCCGCCGCUGCAACCACCCCCUGGUCACGCAGAUGGUGGAGAAGUGGCUGGACAGAUACCGGCAGAUACGACCCUGCGCCUCACUCUCUGAUGGCGAGGAGGACGAGGACGAGGACGAGUGAGACUUUUACCCCCCACCUCUUGCCAAGCGCAUGUGUUCUGAAGCAGACUGGACAACCCGCGACAUAGUCGUCACGCCCUCGGCUUUCCAGAAGCUCCGCCCCUCAGAACAAAUAGCACACGUGAUAGAACAGUACUUAUUUAAUCAUUGAGAAAAGUGCACUAGAUAACUUUUUGUUUGUGGUUUGCCUGACAGAAAUUUAGCUCUGCCCCCGCCUAGCAUCCCACCUAUUUAUUUACUUGAUUUUGUUUUGCACAGAUUAACAGCUGCAUUCUGUGAGGGGAUGGUGGUGGUGGUGGCGGCGGCGGGGGUUAUGGGAGGCGGGGCGUUGACCUCCAAGUUUACUGGCAUUUUUACAUUGUGACAAAACGGCGGCGCAGAAAGACAACCAAACACUAUUCGCUCUUUCUACAGAGUGCAUUCAUACGAUUAAAUGACAUUCACUUGCAUCCUGUUUCCUCUGGUUCUUAUUUUCAUUUGAUUGAACAUUUCCUCAUAGUGGGCUCUGCUCUAAUUGACGCCGCUUCCGUAUUAAUCACCAGAUAGGCCGUCCGCUUCAGCAAAUAAGCCCCGCACCACAUGUAUCCCCCUUUUGGGGGGGGAAUAGAAGAAAAACAAUUGCUUACACAAGGUGGCUGAACUUACUUUUUACUUUAACUUAUACUAGCAUGGCAUCUGUAAAGCUGAAGUUUAAACAUUUCAAACUCCAAAAGAUAGGUGAUUUUAUGUUUUAAAAUGCCUUAUUUAAUAUAUAUAUUAUUCCAAAUAUUUGUAUAGUUGUAUUUGUACAGCUCAAAUAAAGGCCUUUCCUCUAAUAAACACCUUACCCUUUAAUAGACAUCAAAAGUAAUUACCAUUAACAAAACCUCCAUUUUCUAUGCCGCUUCUCCUCUUUCGGGUCACGGGGGCAUGCUGGAGCCUAUCCCAGCUGACUUCGGGCAACAGGCGGGGUACACCCUGGACUAAGAAAACCUGUUCAUAAGAAAACAGUCAAAUGAAAAACCAAUCUACCAUUCAAUGAGUGAAGGAGGCCAUUUAAUUUUAAAAAUGUAUUAUUCCGUAUAUAUAUUUUAAUUAAAUGUUGAGAAAUAAAUGUUUUUGUAAAUGCCUUGCCACAAAAAAGACAUCUCCAAUAAAUGCCUUACCUAGGCACUUUACUAAAUCACAUAUACGUACUGUACUUUAAUCAAAUAUUUUUAAUUGUGUAAGAAAUGAGAUAAAGUUUGAAUAUGAAGUACUGUACAAAUAAAGGCCUUCGGGGUAAUAAAUGUCUUUCCCUUAAUAAGACACAAAAAACACGAGACAACAAAAAAAUGUGUAUCUACCAAUCUCUAACAGAAAUUGUGUUGAAUUUUUGUUAAAUUUUUUGACAUACUCAUGUUUUAAUUAAAGACUGAAAGAAAU
Dunckerocampus dactyliophorus (ringed pipefish) is the source of this 4051-nucleotide messenger RNA. It is a transcript of the gene zranb1a, whose product is annotated as zinc finger, RAN-binding domain containing 1a. Gene Ontology annotation, biological process: positive regulation of Wnt signaling pathway; protein K33-linked deubiquitination; cell migration. NCBI's taxonomy places the organism in Eukaryota, Metazoa, Chordata, Actinopteri, Syngnathiformes, Syngnathidae. The record is from RefSeq and is a predicted model, not a curated record. Gene Ontology annotation, cellular component: nucleus; cytoplasm. Gene Ontology annotation, molecular function: K63-linked polyubiquitin modification-dependent protein binding; cysteine-type deubiquitinase activity. The transcript is spliced from 10 exons. Bases 495 to 2648 code for a protein of 717 amino acids.